Fusarium tjaetaba is the source of this 369-nucleotide messenger RNA. RefSeq lists its product as uncharacterized. Bases 1 to 369 code for a protein of 122 amino acids. NCBI's taxonomy places the organism in Eukaryota, Fungi, Ascomycota, Sordariomycetes, Hypocreales, Nectriaceae. The transcript is spliced from 5 exons. The record is from RefSeq and is a predicted model, not a curated record.
AUGGCUUCCACAUCCACCACUUCCAACAACAACCCGCCUCCCCAGGGUCCAGAGGGGGGAUCAACCAGUGCGCCUGUGGCUGGUGGUGUGGCUGGGGGCGAGGCCCCAGCCACUAAGAAGAAGAGUUCCCGGUUGUUUUGUUCAUACUGCAAGAAGGCCAAUCACACGGCCGAUACCUGUCGUUCUGUCCCUGGCACUAUCACUAUCUUGAGUGGUGGGGGCACCAUGGCCCCUACGGGCUGUACAUUUCGCCUCGCAACUGGACGAGUCGAGAAGAAGAAGAACAAGAAAAACAACAAGAAGAAGAAGACCAGCGAGAAGUUAGCAGACAAGGUCACCAAGGAGGUUGAGGCGAUGCAGCUCGAGUAA